Brassica rapa (field mustard) is the source of this 1807-nucleotide messenger RNA. Its product is annotated as lysophospholipid acyltransferase 2. Gene Ontology annotation, biological process: lipid modification; phospholipid biosynthetic process; triglyceride biosynthetic process. Gene Ontology annotation, molecular function: acyltransferase activity. Gene Ontology annotation, cellular component: endoplasmic reticulum; membrane. The record is from RefSeq and is a predicted model, not a curated record. NCBI's taxonomy places the organism in Eukaryota, Viridiplantae, Streptophyta, Magnoliopsida, Brassicales, Brassicaceae.
AGACCCUCUUGUCGUUAAUUUUAGUAUUGUUUAAGACCAAACAUUAAAGGGUGUUAUUGUAAUGUAACUUCGUCAUACAUCGUCAACAAUUAAAGAUCGAACAGAACCAAACCCCACACGACCUAACAACAACGACCAACCUAUCUAUCAGAGAUUCAAAACCAGACACUGUAACGACUUCACAGACAACCAUGGAAUCGUUCGACAUGAGUUCCAUGGCGGCCUCAAUCGGCGUCUCCGUCGCCGUUCUCCGUUUCCUCCUCUGCUUCGUCGCAACGAUCCCAGUCUCCUUCGCGUGGAGAUUCGUCCCGAGUCGACUCGGUAAGCACAUCUACUCAGCUGCUUCUGGAGCUCUCCUCUCUUACCUCUCCUUUGGCUUCUCCUCGAAUCUCCACUUCCUCGUUCCCAUGACCAUUGGCUACGCUUCGAUGGCGAUCUAUAGACCAAUGUCUGGAUUCAUCACUUUCUUCCUCGGUUUCGCUUAUCUCAUUGGCUGUCAUGUGUUUUAUAUGAGUGGUGAUGCUUGGAAAGAAGGAGGCAUUGACUCUACUGGAGCUUUGAUGGUGUUGACGUUGAAAGUGAUAUCGUGUUCGAUAAAUUAUAAUGAUGGGAUGUUGAAGGAAGAAGGUCUCCGUGAGGCUCAGAAGAAGAACCGUUUGGUUCGGAUGCCUUCUCUCAUUGAGUACUUUGGUUACUGCCUUUGCUGCGGAAGCCAUUUCGCUGGCCCUGUCUUCGAAAUGAAAGAUUAUCUUGAAUGGACCGAAGGGAAAGGAAUUUGGGCUGUUACUUCUGGAAAAGGGAAGAGACCAUCGCCUUACGGAGCAACACUUCGAGCUAUAUUACAAGCUGGGAUCUGUAUGGCUCUGUAUCUCUACUUAGUCCCUCAGUUCCCAUUAACCCGGUUCACUGAGCCAGUGUACCAAGAAUGGGGUUUCUGGAGAAGAUUCGGUUACCAGUACAUGGCCGGUUUCACUGCUCGUUGGAAGUACUACUUCAUCUGGUCGAUCUCAGAGGCUUCCAUCAUCAUCUCCGGUUUGGGUUUCAGUGGUUGGACCGACGAAAACACUCAAACUAAGGCCAAAUGGGACCGCGCAAAGAACGUCGAUAUCUUAGGUGUUGAGCUAGCCAAGAGUGCUGUUCAGAUUCCUCUUGUGUGGAACAUACAAGUCAGCACUUGGCUCCGUCACUAUGUGUAUGAGAGAAUUGUGAAGCCAGGGAAGAAAGCUGGCUUCUUCCAGCUGCUAGCUACUCAAACCGUUAGUGCCGUGUGGCAUGGACUGUAUCCUGGAUACAUUAUCUUCUUUGUUCAAUCAGCAUUGAUGAUCGAUGGUUCUAAAGCUAUUUACCGUUGGCAACAAGCAAUGCCUCCGAAGAUGGCAAUGCUGAGAAGUGUUAUGGUUUUCAUCAACUUCCUCUACACAGUUUUGGUUCUCAAUUACUCAUCCGUUGGUUUCAUGGUGUUGAGCUUGCACGAAACACUCGUGGCCUACAAGAGUGUAUAUUUCAUAGGAACAGUGGUGCCUAUUGCUGUGAUUCUACUCAGCUACUUGGUUCCUGUGAAGCCUGUGAGACCAAAGACCCGGAAAGAAGAAUAAAUCUGUCUUUGUUUAAAACUUCUUUGUCUUUGUUCUUCUCUUGGACCGUUUAUGUACACCACGGAACUUAGAUUUUGUGUUUAUUCUUCUUCAUUUUUUCUCAAAUCUCAGAUAUUUUACUUGAAUUUUUGAAGAAAUACAUGAUUUAGAUGUGUUUCUCUCUGUUUGUCUUAUAUACUUUGUUUGUCAGUCACACCUGCUCUUGAGUAGAA